AGGAUUUGGACGACUGCUUGACCGUUCACGGCAUUGCGUAAAGUUUACUGAACAAACGUCCUUGUGUAACUGAACCUAACCACGGCAAGGAAUGGGUUAAAUUAUAUUCAUGGAAGUUUGACUUUACAAAAGUCACUAGGCUGAAUUGGACAAAUUUGCAGAGAGAAGGUCCGUCCCUCCUCUCGGUACCAGCUGUUAAGUGGCAUGCUGUUUAUAGGAGGCGGAUCUCGUCUUCGCUUUUCAUCCUCUGAUUUUUGUGCAACUCAUUUUUGUAAAUAAAUCUUUUAAACGAGAGGAUCUUUCCAGUUUUAUUGUCAUGGCAAAGUGGUCAAUUUUAUCAUUAUAUUUUUUCCAAGUACUUCUUCGCUUCAACUUUGGACAGCAGCGCCCAGCUGGACCCUGGCGGCACCGCAUCCAGUGGGAGAAUAACGGGCAGGUUUACAGCUUACUGAGCACAGGGUCAGAGUACCAGGCUCCGGUUCGGUCUGGCAGCCAGUCGGGAGUUUAUCUGAGCAGCAGGAGGCAAGGCGCUGCUAGUAAUGUGCCGGACGCACGCAGAGGAGCCGCUCCUGGAGCACAGGUUGUGCGCUUUACAGAAGCACAGGGCUUCAAUGCAUCUUCAUCAGGCAGUUUAAGAGACUCAUUAGGCAGAAGAGAAGCUGCGCAUGGUGGUGCUUUCCAUACCACAGGAGGGGAGCCAGGUAUUGAUGCACAACACCAACAAUUACCCGCAGUGCCGGGGGGGAUACUUGUCUCCAGGGAACCCGCGCAUCCGUCAGUUCUGGAAACCGAACUUGAGGCACCGGCUCCUUUCCCAGUGUCAAAUGUGUAUAUAACAAACGAGGCUGAAGGAGAGGGUAUGGUCAACGACGACCCCCGAAACUUGUUUAAAACCCACAGGAAUUCUGUUUUCUACAACUUGUAUCCCAACAGAGGCAGGUCAGUGGCCCGGACGCGCAAUCCGCCCGGAACAGGCUACGGAACAAGGUAUUUCCAAAAUGGACUGCCAGACCUCAUUCCAGAGCCCUAUGCCAUUCAAGCAGGGACUUAUGUCCAGCGCAUGCAGAUGUACGCACUGCGCUGUGCUGCAGAGGAAAACUGUCUGGCUAGGUCGGCUUAUGCACCCAGCGUUCGAGACAUCGACUUCAGGGUGCUUCUGCGAUUCCCUCAGAAAGUGAAGAACCAAGGGACCGCUGAUUUCCUCCCUCUCAAGCCCAGAUAUCAGUGGGACUGGCACAGCUGUCACCAGCACUACCACAGCAUGGACGCCUUCAGUAACUACGACCUGCUGGACAUUGUUACUGGACGUAAAGUGGCCGAGGGGCACAAGGCCAGUUUCUGCCUGGAGGACACCGGCUGUGACCCCGGAUUCAGACGGCGCUACGCAUGCACAUCUCACACACAGGGACUGAGCCCAGGAUGCCACGACACUUACGCCGCCAACAUCGACUGUCAGUGGAUUGACAUCACUGACGUUCCUCCAGGAAACUACAUCCUACAGGUUACAGUUAAUCCUAAUUUCCACGUCUUGGAAUCAGACUUCACCAACAAUAUUGUGAGAUGUGACAUCGUAUACACAGGCGUUUAUGUUCAGACACGCAGCUGUCAAAUAACAAGGGCUUAUAUAUCCUGAACUUCUACAUUAACUGCUGGAUUUCCGCAGCAGAGCAUCUCCUUCUGUACUGGAUUCUGAUACGGAAGCAAAGAAACUGCACUGGUGAAGUUUGCAUAACAGAUUAAAAUGAAAAAAGUUGCAUUUACUGGUAAUUGGUGUACAAUUGUGUGAAUGAAACUAGUGAUUCCAUAAUUGCUUGAUUAGGCAUUUCAAACAAUCUGUCAUGAUUCAUUACAAACAAAUAUAGCAAAUUCAAGUACUGUUUCAGAAGUACUGCUUAGUUGCUUUAAAUAUUUGUUUUGUUGCUUUCUCAGCUCUGUCCUGUUCUUGUUUUUGCUCUGCUCUAUGUUAUGUGCACAGUGUUAGUUGUAUAUUUUAACUGAUGUCAAUAAAACUCCUGGAAAGUUCUAAAACCAGCA
This is a messenger RNA of Girardinichthys multiradiatus, 2034 nucleotides long. RefSeq names its product lysyl oxidase-like 5b (gene loxl5b). The record is from RefSeq and is a predicted model, not a curated record. NCBI's taxonomy places the organism in Eukaryota, Metazoa, Chordata, Actinopteri, Cyprinodontiformes, Goodeidae. Gene Ontology annotation, biological process: peptidyl-lysine oxidation. Bases 317 to 1633 code for a protein of 438 amino acids. The transcript is spliced from 7 exons. Gene Ontology annotation, molecular function: copper ion binding; protein-lysine 6-oxidase activity.